This is a messenger RNA of Eublepharis macularius, 4792 nucleotides long. RefSeq names its product WD repeat domain 97 (gene WDR97). The record is from RefSeq and is a predicted model, not a curated record. The transcript is spliced from 26 exons. Gene Ontology annotation, molecular function: protein binding. Bases 6 to 4568 code for a protein of 1520 amino acids. NCBI's taxonomy places the organism in Eukaryota, Metazoa, Chordata, Lepidosauria, Squamata, Eublepharidae.
GCACCAUGCAGGCGCGUGGGCAGCAGCGCUGGCAACGGCUCCAAAGAGGUUUCCGGCGUGCUGUGGAAAAGAUAAAGAGCGAGGAGGUGAAGGUGUCCUACCUGAGCCACGGCCUGCAGCACCUGUGCCAUAUCACCCUUCUCAGCCCUGUGCGCCACGUCACACACAAUUGCCUCAAGAAGGUCUUUGUGGUGCUCGACGCAGCGGACAGCCUGCACUUCUACAGAGAGGACGGGUCCUACUUGAGCAGCAGGGGAGCCCCGCUGGCCAUGAGAGGGCUGCUCUACGCCUCUCAGGCCGACCGCUUUGUGGCGUGGGACAAGGACGGCCUCCAGGUGCUGGACUCCAGCUGCAAGGUGCUCUCUGAGGUCCAGUCCGCUCUGCCCAUCCGCUGCAGCAUUUACAGCGAGCUGCUCAACCGGAUUGUGACAGCUGGCGACGGCAACUUGACCAUCUGGGCCUUCCGCUACGGAUGCCGAAGCCUGCAGUGCCGAUUCACUAUCAGUGAGGGCCUGGGGCCCAGCAACCUCUUCAGCCACCUGGCCUUGGAUGCCAGCGGGGCUGAGCCCCAGCGCUGCUUUGCCUCGUGUGACACUGGGGCUGCGGCUGUUGAUAUCUCCAGCGGGGCCCUGAUCGCCUUCGAGACAAAGCUUCACAGCAGGAUAAUCACAGACAUUGCCUACUGUGAAGUGGUGGGCAGCCCCGUGACGGCCUCCCGGGACACGACCAUCAAGGUGUGGGACCAGAGCUGGCACAUCCGGACGGUCUUUGUAGGGCACACGGGUCCCGUCAUUGCCUUGGCGAUCUACCCUCAGAGGCCACUCAUCUUCUCAGCCUCCCAAGAUGGAACCAUUCGCACGUGGAACCUUGACACGGUCGACCAGGUGGAUCAGGUCCACGUCUUGGAGCCUGUGGAGGCCCUGGAGACACAGACCACGUCUCGCGUCAUCUCCAUCUCCGGCACUUCCCUCACCCUGUGGAAGAUCAACCAGUUGUACUCGUUCUACACGCCUUUGGGGUCUCCUGCCAAGCACCUCAGCUACAUCAACCUGAAGGCCGUUGCCAACUUCCCUGUCCGCAUCCUCUGUGUGUGCCAGGAUUCCUCUGUGAGGGUGUUGGAUGCUCUCACUGGUACGGUCCUUGCCAUACUUUCCCUGGACCCAUCAUUCCAAGUCCUGGAUGUGGCCUACUGCUUGCCCCGGGAGACCCUCUUUGUGCUCAUGGAGAGUGGCACCUUGCUGCGUGUCAACGCUGCCACUGACCCCAUGGUUGUGAAGAAGAGCACGGCAAGGCCCAGCGGGGUGUCACAGCCCUGCUGCCUCCUGUUGUACAGCCACAUUGUGGACCCCAAGAAGGCUUACUCGACAUGGGUGGAAGUGGUAGAGAACCAAAGCGACAAGAAGUCCUGGCAGAAGCCCCCCCUCAAAAUGCAGGACAAAAACAGGUACGUGCUAAUUAUGGGGCAGGAAGAUGGGCUCCUCAGCGUGGUGGAGUGGUUUUCCGGGCGGAUCCAGUGCCAGGUGGAAGCCCACUGCCCUCAACGUGUCACGACCUUGGCUGAGUACCCUUCCCAGACGUGCAUCAUUUCUGCAGGCACUGAUCUGACAGUGAAGAUGUGGCGUGUCUUCCCCUAUGCUGAGGAGAGCUUGGUCCCGCUCCUGUGCUUCUCCUGUGCUGUCCCUGCGUGGCACAUGUGUUGCCUGGGUGAGACACUGGCCGUGGCUUUCCAAGACCCGGAGACGGUCACCUACAGCAUUGUCUACUACAACCUGAUGGAGCAGACCCGCUCUGAGCAUGGGCCAGAGGAUGACCCACUGGAUGACAUUACAGGUCUCUGCUGCUGCCCCAACCUGAAGAUCUUUGCCUCCGCCAGCAGGGACGGCUCUGUGAAGGUCUGGAACAUCGAGAAUAAGCUGCUCCGGCACCUGAAGCUGAACACGAUCCCGGAAAGCCUGGCUUUUGCCAACCCUCAGGGGGAUCUGCUGGUCGGCAUCGAGCGGCACCUCUACCUCAUCCAUCACAUCAAGUACCUGCCAAGCUACUACAACAUGACGCUGCUGUGCGCCAGGUUCCUGCAGCCCAUCCAGGACACCCCCCUCCCCAUCAGGAAAUCCUGUUUUGAUCACCUCGUCCGGGGCAAUGCCAGGAGGCUGAUGCAGGAGCCACCUGCAGAGGAGGACAUGUCAUCUCUGCCCGGCGCUCACCAGAUGACCCCAAAAGAGACAAAGGUGAUUAGGAACGUCCAGGUGGAGGCAAAGGGGUCUGUGAUGCUGGAUGCAAGGAGCCAGGACUUGCAGCAGCUCCAGAGGGGGAAAGUUCGUGCGGUCCAGAAAGUGCGGCCCACCAAGGAAAUGCGGGACGAGGCCUUUGAACAGUACCUGCAGAUAUUCUACAAGAAGCAGCCCCACAUGGAGAUCCCUGAGGAGGACGUGUUCAAUGCUGACGAGGUGCUGGAGGCCAUCUGCCGGUGCGGGUCCAUCUCGGAACUGUACGGCCCCAACCCCUCAAACAUGUUCCUGGGGGCUUUCCCUCAACUAGCCUCCCUGAAAGCUGCCAGUGAGCUACUCAAGGAUGCCGGCUCCAUCGUGGACAGAGUCUCCGUCGCUUCUUCCACCGCUUCCGUCAUCCCCCCGCCUGGAGCCAAGCAGGCUUCAUUCAACCAGCUCCAAGUAGAAAAGGAGAAGAGUGUCCUGGCCGAGGCUGAGGGGAAGAGGCCGGUGCCAGCCCCCCAAGACACGAAGACGUCACUCGUCGCACUGAAGAUCCCCUCCCUGAGCACCACGCCCAGUGCCUUUGCAUCUGCCGCAGACUUAGCCCAGAAACCAUCGGGCGCCCUAAGAGCGCCUUUAUCUGCAGAGUCUUUCAUUGAAACCGUCUUCGGGAAGGUCAGGAUUCACAGGGAGGAGGGCUCCCUUUUCUCCGACCACCACCUUGAGAGAGAAUUAACCGUCGUUCCUGAGGAUGAACCGAGGUUCUCGCCGUCACCCUCUUUGCCAGGCUCCCUGGCCAGCAUCGGGGAAGUUGCCAGGAGUGAGAAGAUCCUCAGCUCUGAGGAGCCUGUGACAGCUGUGGGGAGCCAAGAGUCUUCCAAGGGCGGUGAGUCCUCUUUGCGUCCCAGAAGCCAAACACCCUCCGAGAUCCUCAAGGGCUUCUUUGCCGAGCCAGCAGCCAGCAAGGAGCAGCUCCGGUCGGAGAUGGAGCCAGAGAGCUUGCUGCUGCCCAAGGUCUCUUCUGGGUUCAUCCCCAAUUCGGUGGUCACGAAGCAGUUCCACGGCCUGGAAUAUCCUAGUGCAGAGAGUCUCGUGAGGGCCCAGAAGGAGCCACAGACUGCCUUGGGAGCCAAGUCGGUCGAGGACGUUGUUCAGGAUCAACAGCCUGGGAGGGACCCAUCAGAGGCAAAACUGAGCAGCAUUUCUGGAGCGAGCAUCCAGGAGAGCUCUUCCAGGGUUUUCCUGACGCAGCUGGAUGAAUCUCACUACCCAGAAACCGAGGCCAGGUCUGAGGAAGAGAUCCCGGCCCCUCUUUGGCAGUUCCAGGAUGCCGACUGGUUCAAGCAGCUGUUCCCACAGGGCUUUCCGCCGGAGAUGGGCCUGGACGAGUUCCUGGCCCGGCUGCUGGCAGCCUUUCCUACUGUUGACUUCAGCACCAAGACCCAGCUCCUGGACGCCGUCCUGAGCCUGCGGGAGGCCUGGGGGCCUGGGACGAGCGGCACCGUCCAUGACGUCCUCAUUAGCCUUCUGAACAUGAAGGAAGGAGCCCCCUCCAUGCAGGAAGAGACACAGCAGAGAUUCAUCCUGGCUGCGCUACGUGCCCUCCUGAUCCUCAACAAGGGCAGCAAGGACCUGGUGGUGGAGCUGAUGGCCUACUACCUGCAGGCUCCACCUGCCACCAGAUUGAUCAUUGAGGGCCUGAUAGAAGUGAUGGGAGUGCAGGAUCCGCACCAUUAUUUCUAUAAGGAGAUGAACUCCUGGCAGGUGGAGAAAGACCGCUCCAAAGAGCAGUUGCGGCGGGUCUGCUCUCUCUGGCUGGAAGCAGUCAUGCAAGAACUCCAGGAGCACAGGGCUCUUACUCCGAAGCACCAGGUUCAUCCCGGAGGGAAGCAUUUGCGUAAGCACUACUCAAAGGCCAAAGUAGCUCCCGCACAGUGGAAGGACGCCUGCUCUGAGCAUCCCGUGGACGCCAUCAAUUAUUUUGCCCAAAAGCAGCAAGAGCGGCAGCUGGAGGAGAUCAAACGGUUGGUGGCUCAGUCGGAGGAGCUGCCCAGAGACAUGGUCAUGCCCCUGCCCCCCCUCAAAAAGAGUCAAGCCAUCCUGCGAUUGGGAGAAACCAACGCAAUGCUGAGGAACAGAAUACACAAGCAUGCAGACUUCUACUUCCCAUUCAUCUUCUCGCGUUAUCUCUUGAAGGGGUUCGUACCUUUUGUGAAACUUCCUGUACCGAAAAUCAACCUGGACCCAUUCCCAUCAAUCUCUGAGAAGCCGGUUCCCCCACAGACAUUCACCGCCAAGCAGCAAUCGGUGCAGAAAUAUUUCAUCCCUAAGUUUUCAUACGCUGACAGCUAUCCCUGAUGGAAGGGCACUCCUGCAAGGCUCUCGAAUGGAACUGCUGCCUUCCUAAGGAGAAGAGGGGUUCUUCCACACUCGGGUGGGACGGUCUGGUUAACUCGGCUGCAGCUCCCCAGUCUGAUGGAUGCUAAGAAAUGCCCCUAACCUACCCUAGAGGGUGGAGACCAGCUGUCUGCCAUAGAUGUGUCUGGACAGAUGUAAAAGUCAAAAUAAAGGCAAGGCCCAAG